CAUCAAGACGCACUUUGCUUCAUGUAACUUUAUCAGACAAUCGCGGCCGACACUGAAACCGCGUGUCCCUUCUUUGCCCACUUUAUGACUAGGUUGUGCUUGGUUCAUUUACAAGCGUUUUGAUUGUGACGCUACUCCCGCCGGCAGGAGACAGAGAGAGGGAAGCUAAGCGGGUCCUUUUCAUGAACUCACGGUCGGAGGAGCUGGAGCUAGCCCUGUCCCUCAGUGACAUCACCGAAACUCCUUCACUUCGCCGCCGUGUGUUUCUCUGGUGUUGGAGGAGAAGAGAAAGACCGUGUCGCUGCAAAUUCAACCAGUGUUUGUGUUUCUCUCUCUCUCUCUGUGUGUGUCUGUGUGUGUAUGUGAGAGAGAGAGAGAGUUUCUUUGAACUCUUCACCUCCAGUAAAGUAAAACUGAUAUAAUAACCUGCCUAGUAAGUGACUACGGAAUAUUAAUUGCGUUUCAACGUGGAAGCGAAGGUAACCAAGCAGUCUACGAAAUGUACCCCGGGGGAGGAGCUGGUGCUGCUGAGAUGUGCGAGGGACCUCGCUCUACAGGGUCGAUGGCUUCAGCACCCCCAUCUCCGCCAGUACCAGAAUUUGUCUUCAAACCUCCAUCGCGGCCGGACUUUGGCACAAUGGGCAGGACGAUCAAACUCCAGGCCAACUUCUUUGAGAUGGAGAUCCCGAAAAUUGAGGUGUACCAUUACGACAUUGAUAUCAAGCCUGAAAAAUGCCCCAGACGAGUGAACAGAGAAAUAGUUGAGCACAUGGUCCAGCACUUUAAAACUCAAAUCUUUGGGGAUCGUAAACCAGUAUAUGAUGGGAGGAAGAAUCUCUACACAGCAAUGCCUCUCCCUAUUGGCCGAGAUAGAGUAGAGCUUGAGGUGACCAUCCCUGGGGAGGGGAAGGACCGGAGCUUCAAGGUGGCUAUAAAGUGGGUUUCCUGUGUGAGCCUGCAAGCCCUCCAUGACGCGCUCGCUGGACGGCUGCCCAACAUUCCCUUCGAAACCAUACAGGCCCUGGAUGUUGUGAUGAGGCACUUGCCAUCUAUGAGGUACACCCCUGUAGGGCGCUCAUUCUUCACCCCCUCAGAGGGCUGUUCUAAUCCCCUGGGUGGCGGGAGGGAGGUCUGGUUUGGUUUCCACCAAUCUGUCAGGCCUUCCCUGUGGAAAAUGAUGCUGAAUAUUGACGUGUCGGCCACAGCAUUUUAUAAAGCCCAGCCAGUGAUCGAGUUCAUGUGUGAGGUUCUGGAUUUCAAAAGCAUCGAGGAACAGCAGAAGCCCCUCACUGACUCCCAGAGAGUUAAGUUUACCAAGGAAAUUAAAGUUGCUUCUUCUUGGAAUAGUCUGUCUGCAGACCCGAGGAAACAAAGUGAUUUUGGACUGAAGGUUGAGAUAACGCACUGUGGGCAAAUGAAGAGAAAAUACAGAGUAUGCAAUGUAACUAGGAGGCCGGCGAGCCACCAAACAUUCCCUCUUCAGCAGGAGAAUGGACAGACGAUUGAAUGCACUGUAGCACAGUACUUCAAGGACAAGUACAAGCUUGUCCUCCGCUAUCCUCAUCUUCCAUGUUUACAGGUCGGACAGGAGCAGAAGCACACCUACCUGCCUCUUGAGGUUUGCAACAUAGUGGCAGGACAGAGGUGUAUAAAGAAGCUAACAGACAAUCAGACUUCUACUAUGAUCCGCGCCACGGCCCGCUCAGCACCGGACAGGCAGGAUGAGAUCAGCAAGCUGAUGAGAAGUGCCAACUUUAACAAUGAUCCUUAUGUACGUGAAUUUGGAGUAAGGGUCAGAGACGACAUGACUGAAGUAAAUGGGCGUGUCCUUCAAGCACCUUCCAUCCUUUACGGGGGCCGGAAUAAGGCGAUCGCCACUCCAAUCCAGGGAGUCUGGGAUAUGAGGAACAAACAGUUUCACACUGGAAUUGAAAUCAAGGUUUGGGCCAUUGCCUGCUUUGCUCCCCAGCGACAGUGCACUGAACUCCUACUCAAGGCGUUUACGGACCAGUUGCGCAAGAUCUCGCGGGACGCAGGAAUGCCAAUCCAGGGCCAGCCGUGUUUCUGUAAAUACGCGCAAGGAGCGGACAGUGUGGAGCCCAUGUUCAAGCACCUGAAAUACACCUACCAGGGCUUGCAGCUGGUGGUGGUGAUCCUGCCUGGGAAAACACCUGUCUACGCUGAGGUGAAGCGUGUUGGGGACACAGUCUUGGGAAUGGCAACGCAGUGUGUUCAGGUGAAGAAUGUGCAGAAAACUACUCCGCAGACCCUCUCAAAUCUCUGCCUCAAGAUAAAUGUCAAGCUUGGAGGAGUCAACAACAUAUUGUUACCCCAGGGCAGACCUUUAGUGUUUCAGCAGCCGGUUAUAUUCCUUGGGGCAGACGUGACACACCCACCAGCCGGAGAUGGGAAGAAGCCCUCUAUUGCUGCAGUUGUUGGCAGCAUGGAUGCUCACCCCAGCCGUUACUGUGCCACAGUGCGGGUUCAGCAGCAUCGUCAGGAGAUUAUCCAGGAUUUGGCUGCUAUGGUGAGAGAGCUCUUAAUCCAGUUCUACAAAUCGACCCGCUUCAAGCCCACUCGCAUCAUCUUCUACCGCGACGGCAUCUCUGAGGGACAGUUUAAUCAGGUGCUUCACCAUGAGCUGCUAGCGAUUCGUGAGGCGUGUAUUAAACUAGAGAAGGAUUACCAGCCUGGGAUCACCUUCGUCGUGGUCCAGAAACGCCACCACACACGGCUGUUCUGUACGGACAGGAAUGAGAGGGUUGGCAAGAGUGGAAACAUCCCUGCAGGAACCACUGUAGACACCAAAAUCACCCACCCAUCCGAGUUUGAUUUCUACCUGUGCAGUCAUGCUGGCAUUCAGGGAACGAGCCGGCCGUCUCACUACCACGUGUUGUGGGAUGACAACCAUUUUACUUCCGAUGAGCUGCAGGUCCUCACCUACCAGCUGUGCCACACCUACGUGCGCUGCACCCGCUCCGUCUCCAUCCCGGCCCCUGCUUACUACGCCCACCUGGUCGCGUUCCGAGCGCGCUACCACCUAGUGGACAAGGAGCAUGACAGUGCUGAAGGAAGCCAUACCUCAGGACAGAGCAACGGGCGGGACCAGCAGGCCCUGGCCAAGGCAGUGCAGAUUCACCAGGACACUCUGUGCACCAUGUACUUUGCUUGACCAGGGGGAGCGGGAGGGACAGGCUAGGUCUGGGUGGAACAGUGGCAUUUCUGAACAGAGCUAGGCUCAGAUCAGACCAUCUGCACUUGGGGAACCCCCCCUCCCCCAUUCGUAUAACAAUAAAUCCAUGGCAAUCAUACGCGCACUGUAUAGGAGAGGUGUUUCUCUCGAGACGAGGUAGACAGCGCUUACAGAAAUGUAUAUAUGUACUUGUUUUUAACAAACCAGUAUAAACUAGGGGGAACAGUCACACUUCACACUGCCCCCCACCCCCACCCCCUUAUUUCUUAAGAUAGCCCUGCUGUGGCGCUUUUAUUUUUAUUGUUUUAAUUAUUUAAUAUCUCUCUAGAGGACAGAAUGCUUUUGACUGAAACUAAGAGAAAUAAAAACAAACAAAAAGGUAUUUUCAUAGAAGACCCAAUAGAAACCGCGCCAUCCUCCCCUAUUUUAAUUUUGAGAAAUGCAGUGCUACAUCCGUUUUGUGUAGCAUGUUCAUGCAUCCUAGUGUUGAGCUUCUUCAUAAAGUAAAUGUUUCUUUUUUGUAUGUUUUGUUUGUCUUGAUACACUCUGUGUGUGCAAAGGCUUUCACAAUGGUACAGUGCAGCCUGUGCAUCCUAGCAGACGAGAUGUAAAACUCCGCUGAAACUGCUGGCUUUCAUGGAAAUAGAGUUGGAUCCAGUGGGCAUUAUCUGAAGAGCCCCUUUGCACACUGUGGCUUGCUAGUAUGCUCACAGCAGCAAUGAGAAUAUCUCCCCUUUCUAGUUGUUUUAUUUAUAAGUGACUGCCCUGAAGACACAAGGAAAGCAGACAGUACAGACAGGUAUAGUUGGCUUUUCGUCUAAAGCGUUUUGAAUCUGAAGGGGGUAGUUCUGGCAGGAAAGCAUUCCUAGCACCUUGCAUAGGCCGGUCUCCCAGCACCGUUCAUUGCAUUCAUGUUUUGUUGGUGGUCACAGUUAAAGAUGCUGUUAUGAAGGUACCCCCCUCCCCCAUUAAGCUCAGUGUUUAUGUGUUUCGUUUGGUUUUUCCUCUUGUACUGGCACAGGUGUAAGUAUUAGCGAAGUGACCGAGAUAUUGGACAUUUAAAGAUUUGUUUUGCAUGUAAACUUAUUUAUUAGACUAGUGAAUUUUUUCUCCUAUUUUUUGUAUUGUAAGUUAAUUUGAACAUUUAAGUCCAUAUUAAAUCUGUACUAAUAGAAAAAUGAAGGUCAGCCAAUGUCUUUUUUUUAUUUUAAUGAACCCUUCUCUAACUGUAGUGCUUUUACCGUAUGCAUUCACAUUGCUGAAACUACAGUGCAUACUGGAGGCGGUGCUAUCUUUUUUAAUUGAUGUAUCUUAACCACACCAGGGAGUUGCUUGAGUAUUUUUGAUUUUCGACUUCUGUACUGUGAAGUGGAUUUAAUGAAAUUCAGAGAACAGUGUGAUUCUCACAUCUACAUAAACAUCUCUUCACUGCUGUAUAUUUUGAGUUUGAAAUGUUGGUUGUAGCAUCACUUCAUUGUUUUUAUACUGUUUGGUUAUUUGUGCAUUGUGUUUAUGUAUUAAGUGACAAGUGUGGAUUUGACUUGCUGUACCUCUUGCUGUUCAUUUUGUUUUAGGAUUAUUUGGAUUGUAAAGUGUUUUUUUUUGUAGCAAAACACACGUUUACACAGCAGAGAAGUAUUUUAAAUAGGGAAUGCAAUUCCUAAUAACUAAGGUUCCACAUGCCUUUUUAAAAUUUAAUUGUUUAACCCUGUACUGCUCAAGGUAGUCUCUUUUUAUUUAUGUAAAGCUGAUUUUAUUUUAUUAUAAAUCACUUUUUUCAGAUUUUUAUGCACAGUUUUAUGUAAUCUACAAGCUACAUUUUGUUUGUGUAGUGCACCGUUUGAAUUUAAAAAGCUUACAGAAGCAUUUAGGAUAAAUGUGUGCAAUGCUUGAUAGUGUAGUUAUUUUUAAUAUAUGGUUAUAGAAGUUGGAAUUGAAAAUAGAUGUGCUUAGGUCAUUUUAAUUGGUGCGUAAGUGCAGCUAAUUGUUCCAGCCCAAUGUUAACACAGUGGAAGAAUGAUCAUGUUCCAAUGUUAACACAGUGGAAGAAUGAUCAUGUUCUAGAACCUAGCCCAAUGUUAACACAGUUCAAGAAUGAUCAUGUUCCAAUGUUAACACAGUGGAAGAAUGAUCAUGUUCUAGUGUUAACACAGUGGAAGAAUGAUCAUGUUCUAGCCCAAUGUUAACACAGUUCAAGAAUGAUCAUGUUCCAAUGUUAACACAGUGGAAGAAUGAUCAUGUUCUAGCCCAAUGUUAACACAGUUCAAGAAUGAUCAUGUUCCAAUGUUAACACAGUGGAAGAAUGAUCAUGUUCUAGCCCAAUGUUAACACAGUGGAAGAAUGAUCAUGUUCCAAUGUUAACACAGUGGAAGAAUGAUCAUGUUCCAGCCCAAUGUUAAAAUUCAGUUUGAUCAAAUGAUGUGUUGUUUAUGAAUCUUAAAAAGAAUCAAAGUUGUAAUCGUAGUAAUUUAAAAUACUACAGAAAUGAUGACUGUUCAUAGUCUUGAGUAUCUAUUGCUUUGCCUUGGUUUACUUCUUAAGGGGAAUUCCUAUCAACUCCUUAGAUAGCCAGUUAGACGACAAUAUGUUUGCAUAAAACUAAAAACGGCACAUUUAGCACAAUUCUAGUCUACUUCUGUUAGCAGUCAGAUCAUCCUAACACUGUGAAUUCAACAUAUCCAUUAUCCAGAGCCUCCAUAUUCACUGAAGUGAUCAGACUGGAAUUUCAGAUAUCCUGUAAGUCAGUGCGCAUGUUGAUGGAGAGAACUCCUCUCAGCUGUGUCUGCAUAGUGUUUGUAGUUGAGGGGUUUCACAAUAGAGGAGGGAGUGGGCGGGCUGAUACACCAGGGAAAAUGAGCCGUUAGACUUGAUGUGCAGUACAAAUUUGGCCAAUUUCCUCCGUUAACAUAUCAUGGGGGUUCUUAGCAGUAAACAUGUUAUAAAGUAUAUUGCCUGCCAGCUGUAAGGACAUAUGCUCUGGACCAACAGCUCCCUCCAUGUCUCUGAUCUGCCCAGCUCUGUUCAGUGUAGAUGCAUUGCCAACAGUUUGCAAGAAAAUGACCUGUUUACUUGCACUUAAGAGAAUUGUUAUACUGAAAAGCAAGCGGAUGUGUGUAUUUUCAGCCAAAAGACAACAUUUACCUUGUAGGAAGCUUUUUUGUUUUUUUCUCAGCAGGAAAGGGUUCAAGUACCUAGACUUGUCUGCCUGUGGCAGCUCUGUACUGUAUAAAGGGUUUGGGCAAUGACAGCGAAAGCUGUUUGUGUUCAUUUAAAUGGCUGUGUAAUUUUCAUAUCAUGAAGCCUCCUUGCUUACUCCCAUAAUUUUUUAGUUUUUUAUUUGGAUGGGUAUCAAACAAGGAUAGGCUUGUUAGUAGAGCGCUGUGACAACAGGCCAACGCCCUAGACAUCAAGGGUCAAUUGCAAUGUAUGGAGCUGUGGACUAAACCGUGUGCUAGCUGGUGUGAUAUGAUGUGAGGAUCAUCUCCAGUUAAACAACGUGCUACCUGGUACGAUAUGAUGUGAGGAUCAUCUCCAGUUAAGCCCAAACUCAGAACUAUCUUCACCCCAAUUGCAAUGUAAAAACGCAGUGAUCCCAACCUUUAGCACAGACCUCGGAGUUAAACUGGUCAUUCCCUUCCUGUUUGGAAAAGUGGGGGAGGGGGGCAGAAUGAAUGAUUUCGUAUUUCCUCAAUGUUCCCUCCUGCUUGUAAAGAACUACUAUUAUCAGUGUUGUCCUUGCAAUAUUUAUUUUAUUAAACCGCAGUAACUAAGUUGUGUACUACUGCUAAAAUACAUUAAUUCUAAAAUUAAAAUUAAUUAAACAAGUUGUGUAGCAAGACGUGUUGUAAUUAAUACAUUUAAAUCUUACUAAUUAUUCAUUUUGAAGAAAGAGAUAUACAAAUGAAUGAAUUACAAAUAGUACAAAGUUACCCACGCUGAUGGAUUAUAUUACACUGGGGGUUAGUUUGUUCCCGAUCCCUCCAGAUCUCCCCCCCACACACACACCAAAUGCAUAAAAGAUUUUCUUUACAGUUAUACAAAAUAUAUACUGUAAAGACCUUGCAAGAAAUGAAAUCUAAUCUUGUUUCUACGAAAGGGACCCUUUACGCAUUGGCACCAGUGAGCUGGAUAACAAGGUUCUGAUAACACACAUUUUGAGUACAUUGCAAUUGACCCCAGAGGCUGGUUUGACUGAGUCCCUUUCCAGGACUGUCAGUGUGCUGAAAUGAGGUCUCAUUAACACCUCACAGCUGGUAGCAGGCCUGUCCUAAGAGUGACUGGAGGGCCUUUUUUAUAUAACAGUGCAAAUCUGUAAAUGUUUUCUUGUAUUUUAAUAACGGGGUUCUACAGCAGGACCCUGGGUUUGGGAGACUUUCUGUUUGCAGAUUUCACAGUGGGACUUUCUCCCAUAUAAAUAACUCAGAAGUUGGAACAAUUGUAUUAAUCUUUUUUUUUUUUUUAAAGCCUAUGAUAUGCCUAAAGAUAUGCCUAUGAUAUGCCCAUUUAAGAUGUUUCACUGCAUGCUCCUUUUCAGGGGAGAGGAUAACUGGUAUAGUAUGAUAAUAAGGUUCUUUUAAAUAAGGUCUGCUGUUUGACGUGGUCAUCUGCUUUUGUGUGUAUUGAGGUGGCAUGGUCUGCCCAUUUAUAACGGGGCUAUAUGAGAAAUGUAGUUUUGUUUUUAUUUAUUUUUCCAUUCUUUACAGAUCUCUUGUUUGAGCCAAAGCAGCAGUGUAAAACAUGUGGGGAGAGUGAGCAUUUUUAGGAAGUCAUGCAGAGUUGUAUUUUUUGUUUGUUUUUGUUUUCAAAUUCCAGAUGACCUAUUUUUUAUAUGUUUCAAUAUAUAUAUAUAUAUAUAUAUAUAUAUAUAUAUAUAUAUAUAUAUAUAUAUAUAUAUAUAUAAGGGGUUAAAACCUGCAAGGUGUAUUAUACUGUAAAUACAUACCGGUAUCUUACCAGUCUAUGCAGUAUGUUUAUAUAGAUCAGAUUCUACCUCCUAUAAGGACUUCUCUUCCUGCUCUUGUCUGGGAGCUGCAGAUUUUCUGUGUUUCUCUGGGGUGGGGGGUGUAAAGAAAAACCCAACAUAGCUAUCAUAAGUUAGUAGAAUUGUGUCCGUUCUCAGCCUUGAAUAUCUGUGCACUCUUUAUGCAGUCUGACUUUAGGCAUGUCAUAGAGCGAUACUAACACAACUGUAUAAGACUAACCAAUGUCGGUGGCUAUUUUUCAAGAGCCAAAUGAUGGCACAUUUUGUAGCCUUUUUCUUCAGAGAUUUAGAUUUUUCUUGGAAACCAGCUUGUCAACCAACAUUCCAUUUCUCUCUCUCUCUCUCUCUCUCUCUCUCUCUCUCUCUCUCUCAUAAUAUAUAUAUAUAUAUAUAUAUAUAUAUAUAUAUAUAUAUAUAUAUAUAUAUAUAUAUAUAUAAAAUAAAUAAUGUAUGUACACUUUAAAGAAAGUAGCUUUGUAGACUUGUUCCAGCAUCCUGAGCUUAAAUACAGACUGCCAUUGUGAUUUAUAAUAACCCUAAUAAUAAGGUAUGUGUGUGAGUGUGUAUGUGUGGGGAGAGACGCUGGGAUUGUACUUUUAUAUUUAACUGUAAAUGGGGUCCCAUGACAAAUCGGACAAAUUGCUAUUGACCUGAAACAAACAAAAGGUGCUUUUGGAUAAAAACCUGAACUGUAACUGCAAUUGAAUUGAGCAGUUCUUGCUGUUGUGCUUUUUAAUACUGCAUCACAAAAUGAAGCUUUCCUUUUAAUAUCUGUAUUUAUCCACAACAUCUCUGGUUUAGGGGGCGAGGGCAGAUUGGAUCCCUCUAUUGACUGGCAGGAAAGGGCUGACCUCUCCGUUCAAGGGAGGGCCACUAAAACAUACCCUGUCUGACACUGCUGCUGCUGCCCCAUGGAAGGUCUGUGAUGCAGUACUGUUACAAUGUGCUUUGAAAUACACAGCUCUGUUCCAAUCCCCAUUAAAUCAGAGAUGUUAAACAGAACAAACACAACAAGCAGAAAGAAUGUACUUUGCAAAAAGCCAGCAUUUUUUAUGUUUUUUAAUGUAUAUAACUGACAGAAGUCCUAAGGGUAAUUUAUACACAAAUAAUCACAAUACACUGGCAUCAAAAUGGCACAAAUAAAUAAAUAUUUAAUGUCAUAUUUAAUGUGUGCUGUUUUUUAUGUAUGUUUGUUUACUUCAGUGGAUGAAAGACCCCUUGAAUUUGUAUUUUUUAAAUGAUUAUGGCAGAGAGAAGCUUUGUUACCUUCAUAGUGUAUUGUUUAUGUGAUGUUUUUCACAGAAGACAAGGAACUGUAUGUGCUUUCCUUUUCUCAGUGUCACUGGACAUGUCCAGAAGUUUCCAAGCGGUUAAUGUGUUUAUCCCAUGGGUAAAAAGAUUUUGGAACUUACCCGCCUUUUACAAACAAAUGGGGUUGUGAACGAUCUUAAAUGUAAGUUCAGCAAAUAAACAAAGAAAACAACAAAGACGUUUGUACCACAAGAUGAAUGUGUGAAAGAGUGAUAGCUGGAUUAGAUACUGACCAAUAAAAAUUACGUAUCAGAGAAUUGAAUCUUUUAUUAAGCCACAGAAAAUCAAACUUACUGUUUUAUAAAUUUGAGCUAUAGAUGCAAUAAACACAUUAACCAAUCCCUCUGCAUUUUGAGAACUUGACCAUUUUGAUCAAUUUAACUUGUAUUUAUGUGUCUUCUCUGCAGCCAGAGAGUUAAAAAGUGUUUUGCUCUUCUGGAACUGGAACAGUAAUGCAUCCACUGAGUGUCACAGGCAUGCUGAGCAGAGGGCUGGCAACAGUUCACUUCUCCUGUCUGAUAAAUAGUGGAAAAGUUUACCCAGUUGCUCAAGCCUUAUAAUUUCUGUUUUUGUGAACCAAGUAUACUGUACUUUUUGUAAGGUAACAAAACCAUCUAUUUGCAGUGUUUAUUCUUGUAGUACGCACUGCCUCGUUGGGGUCUGAUUUGAGGUCCUGUUUUUAAUCCGUUUCAUCUCCACUGAAGUCUUUCUUUUUCAAUAUUAACAGUAUCUGAACUUUACUUGCAUAGCAGGCAUAGAUACAAAAUAAUAAUAAUGAAGACUGCAUGCUAAUGUUAAGCUGUUUUUGGGUAAAUAAUAGAGUUCCUUUUAGAUGGGAGGAGAAAAAUCUAAGGUGUAAUUUUAACAGUGGUCUGAAACCAUGUACUGUGUUUCCAUAUCUGGCUGGUGGUCACUUGGUUUUGGUGGCUUCCAUUAACACCCCCACCUGCAUUGCUGAUUAACAGUGCAAUUCAGUCUGCACUCUCAACAGGGUCUUUUACAAAGCUUCACAACUUCUAUUGAUUAGAUCUCUGGUAAAGCUCUGGAAAUAAAAAAAAUAAAGAGGUGCAUCACAACACGCUGUGCCUAAUGACGUGUACAACAUCAUUUACCAGAGUAAAACAUUGGGUGAUCUGGGAUUCGUGUGUUCCUGUACAAUCCAGUUACCCCUGGCAAAUGGCAGAUAUUCUGUGUGUAUUACUCUACUUCAUCCACAGAGACCUGACAUCUGCCUGAUCCCUAAAACAAAUUUUUACAAAGCUCCAAGUAUAUUUCACAACCUGAUGGUAUAAUUAUCCGUUAUUUAAAACAAAAACACAUGCUAAAGAAAUAAUAUAUUUAAAAACAGAUGUAAAUGCAAUUCACACUAUUAAAAAUAAGCAAAACCCCUUUAAAGUAAGUGAAGGUGCACAAAGUACUCUUGUAUUUAUGUUGUAGUUUCUGCAUUACUUUAAAGGGGUUUUUGUGUGUAUAAAAUGUGUUAUUUUUGCUCCAGGCAUUAGUACAGUGGGGUGACCCAGAUUUUUUUUUCUUUCUACAAACUGUGGAUCUACCUCAGAAUAAAUGUCAGGUGCUAAAAAUUAUAAUCCCUAAUUUUUUUAACAAAUAAAUGCAUCAAAUACAAAUGAAAUGGUGACCAAACAAGUAGCCAGCACACAGAGUGAAAGGAUGUAGUGCUUAUACUUUCUGUCUGUACAUUUUAAUUGAUGGUCUCUCUUAAGGGAUGUUUUCUUAAACGUAUGCGCUUCAUCGGAGUUCAGGGGACCAAUCUUUUCACUGAAAAUAAAUUGAGGGGGUUGUUGCAUUUAUUUGAAAAUGUAGUAUAUGGUAAAAUUGGGGUGUAGGUUUUGGUCAACUAACACUAGUUCAAAUUGGGCCCCGCCACCAUAGAUCUCUGCUGAGGGAUAUAUGUAAGAGUAAUGUCUGUGUACUGAAUUUUGUAAAAGAUACAUUUCAUAUUACAUUAUUUUAAUGCACACUGUGUGCUAAUAGUAGAUUGAUAAUGUAAUAAAAUUGCAUUUUAAAAGCAUAACUAUUUCAAUUGGAGGUACAAAAAAGCCUGUUUUGUGGGGGAAUGGUUUAUUUUAUUUCUUUUUUGUGAGGAUACUGAAUAGAAAAUGUAGUUUAUGUUCAUUACAUGGUCUUGGCUGAAAACAUCCCUUACAUUUUUAUUUGUGCCUUUUUGAACAACCAUUUCCCCCUAUUUUUAGCUGUAGCGUGUGUCUAGAUCUUGUGUUUCAUGUCUAUCUAUAGAGUUAGAUAGAUCUCUGACAGUAACUUACCAUGCAUCCUUGAAUAUGCUGCAUAGAGUGGUCAGUAUUUGUGUGUUGCACUUUCUAAGCAGUUAAUUGCCUAAUCAGCUGGGCAAAAUAAAUGAAAUUAGGUAUUCUGCUAAAUAGAGUAAAUAAAUAAUAAAAACCAUGAACUUGCAGAAUUUUGUAAAAUAUAUACAAAGUACCUCAUAAGCCUCAUAUAUGCUGCAUUGAUUGUGUCUGAUUUAGUUUUGUGCCCUCUUCUGUACUCCAUAUCCAAUAUACCAUUUAAAAAAGAAGGGGGUUCUCUUGUGUUUUAUGUGAGGGUUGACAGUCACAGGGUACUGUGCAUGGAGCCUGUUUGUAAAAAGAUGUUCUUUGUGAAAGUGGGCUGCAGUCUACUGCACUACAAAGUUGUAUGUGUUUGAGGUGCAAAGAAUCUCAUUGUGUCUUGGGAUUUCAUCUCCAGUGCAGCUAUGAUGUAAAAACUCUGACACCAAAGGCAUGGUGGGCUGGCAGUGAUGGGCAGUGUCUGUAUGUGUGGGGUGGGGCGCCUCUGCCACAGACCUGUGCUAUAGCUACCUCCAUAAACCAUGUUUUUUUAACAAGGACACAGAAAAUGAGAUUUGGAGCAUUAAAAGAUGCAUGGUAUUAUGUCUGAUCAGUGACCAUUGGUUCUAUUAAGGCAUACUGCACACUCACCUAUUGAAAGUUGACCUGCACAUUUCAGAUGCGAUUCCAUUCCUGUAUAUGUUCUUUACCACAUGCCAAAAUGAAUAGUGAACAUUCCUGUGAGGUUUUAAUGGUUCUUUCUGUCUUUCAUUUUCACUGCUGAGCUCAUUGUUGGAAAUAGUGUAUGUGACUGAGCAUGGAUUAAUUUCCAUUUGUUCAGUACAAUUUAAAAAAACAACUCCAACAUGCUGUAAGCCCCUUCAGAACAUAGUGUGAAUAUGUAUCGCUUUGAGUUAAUAUAGUUCACUUUUUUUCUGCCUAACCUGUAUAUUACAUUCUUAAUAAAAAAAAUGAAAAAUCAA
Molecule: messenger RNA, 12771 nt
Organism: Acipenser ruthenus (sterlet)
Lineage: Eukaryota; Metazoa; Chordata; Actinopteri; Acipenseriformes; Acipenseridae
Gene: ago2
Product: argonaute RISC catalytic component 2
Exons: 21
Coding region: 500-3172 (890 amino acids)
Biological process (GO): regulatory ncRNA-mediated gene silencing; regulation of DNA-templated transcription
Cellular component (GO): RISC complex
Molecular function (GO): RNA binding; endoribonuclease activity, cleaving siRNA-paired mRNA; protein binding
Source: RefSeq, a predicted model, not a curated record